Molecule: messenger RNA, 1693 nt
Organism: Moneuplotes crassus
Lineage: Eukaryota; Ciliophora; Spirotrichea; Euplotida; Euplotidae
Source: the annotation of a GenBank genome assembly
UUAGAAAUGGAGAUGCGGAGAACUAACUGGUAAACUCUUCCUCAAUCUAUAAAAACUCACUAUUGUUCAUUGUUUUAAUCAAGUUUUCUAAAUUUGUUUUGAUCCUUCCUCUAGCGGAGUUAGAAAUUUUGGUUCCUUGUACGGGACUGGAUUGAUUCUCAGAAACAGAAGCAUGAUGGCAACCACUUUCUAUGAAGAACAGAGAUUUGGACUCAAUUAUUCUGAGGAAACAAGCAUUGUAAGAAGAAAUAUGAGAAAAUCAAAAGUGGUAAUGACCAGUGGAAGACCACUGGAGUCAGUUCUAAAGCAUCCAAAGUUGCUGGAUGGAGCUUCCAGAAAUAAAGGAGGCGUCGAAAACCUCAACCGCACAUUUGACGAUAUUGGAGACAUGACAGACAGAGUCGAACCUAAAAUGGGAGAUCUAAUUAGAGAAAGUGUUGAUGUACAGAAUAUGGAAGAUCCUGACUCACUAAAGAUUAAAUGCUCUUCUCCAAUGAAGCUUUCUGGAGAUGAAGUUAAUAUUUGUAUUAAGUAUCCUGAACUCAGAGUUGUGAGAUGAAGUGACAAAAAAGGAAUCAAAAACAUGCACAUGCACCAGGUGGAUGAGAGCUGAAUUUUAACAGACCCUAAGAAGUUUGAUAAAACACCAUUGAUGAAGAGACUUAACAGUGCAAGGAAAAGAUUCAAUGUAAAAGAAUCGAUUAUCUACUUUGUAUCAAAGUUUAGCAUUGAAGAAAAUGCCUUCUUCUUUGAAAAAGAUCUAUUGCAGAUUGAGCAAUGGGAGCAGAUAUUUUCAGAGUCUAUUUACAACGAAGAGAUCUGUGUUUUUAGAGAAGAUGGGGAGGAAUUUAUGCUAGUUAUCAAAAAACCAUGAAUUGAGAUGAAUAAUACCACUAAAAAUUAUACAGCUCAGUUUUACCCUGUUUCAGGCAAAAAUAAUGAAGAAGUCGAGCCUGAUGAUAUAACUUAUAAGGAGAUGAUACAAUGGCUGUUUAAUGAUUCUACUGGCUGGGAAACAAUUGCUCAAGAAUAUAUUGAAAGCUUUCAAAUUGAUGAUGACAUUGAUCGCUUACUUAAAAAUCCUAAAAAGAGAUUCUUUACUUUUAAUAAGUACGAAGAUAUAAGAGCAUACAAGAGAGAAAGUGAUCGAAUUAGAGAAUUUCCUUGUAAGAUGCAUAGUUUUUAUGCUAAAUUCAGCAAAUAUGAUAUAAGAAGAGUCAAGAGUCUUUGUAUAACUCUCAAUUUCAGACUCACAGGAUUCACAAGGACAUUCAUUUAUUCUUUCGACGAGUUUUUAGAUUUUUAUGGCCAAGAAGAAGGCCUUUGUGAAGAUGCUCUUGUGGAAUCAAUUAAGGAUUUUUAUUCAAAUACAGACAAUUUAUCAAGUUAUUUUAGAAUAUUAACAAUAGACACAUCUAAGUGUUCUACUCAGAGACACAAUACAAAGAAGUCAGUGGAGUGCACUAUCGGAAAUGCUCAUUGCUCGAUUACCUUCCCCCAUAUUGAAGAUUAUGACUACGAAAAGAACCAAGAAUUUACGAAAGUAAAGGUAAAGGACUACAGAAGCUUAUUUGGAAAGCUAUGUGGUGUCCAAUCCAAUAUUCUGACAGAUAUGGAAAACUAUAUUCCUCCUACAAACUGGAGGGAGAGACUUGGAGAAUUAUAUUUCCCAUAUUAGAAAUACUCAAUAGAA